Molecule: messenger RNA, 2562 nt
Organism: Xenia sp. Carnegie-2017
Lineage: Eukaryota; Metazoa; Cnidaria; Anthozoa; Malacalcyonacea; Xeniidae
Product: solute carrier family 12 member 2-like
Biological process (GO): chloride transmembrane transport; sodium ion transmembrane transport; potassium ion homeostasis
Cellular component (GO): membrane
Molecular function (GO): sodium:potassium:chloride symporter activity
Source: RefSeq, a predicted model, not a curated record
AGUUUCAAUGGUAAUUUUUAUGUUACAUGGCUACCACCACUCCGUUGAAAAUAUGUUUUUGGACUUCAGCCAAAUAAUUUCUUAACGUUUUUUUUUUGCUAGCAAGUCGAGCACUUCAAUAAAUUGUCGCUACGUUUUGAUUUGAAGGCAAAAAAUUCACUAUCAAAAGCUAGAUUACAGGUAAUUUACUAACUGAUCUUAAAUAUUGAAAAACGAUGGAAAUUGAUAACCAUUUAUUUGUUCAUUUUUCAUUAUUUCAGCUGAAAUGGAUAAUUUAGCAAUAAAUCUUGAAGGCGAAAGUUUACCGAAUCAAAGAUUUAAUGUUUCACAGGUUUUACCUAAAAACGAAACGUUUCAAGGAAAAAUCGGAAACAAUAUUACACAGUCAUCCAUUGCCCCUAGCAUAGGUGACGAUAUUGUUGAGGAUAAUGGCACCCAUGAAGCUAUUCCAAUGACAUUUUUUUACCGAAACGAUUCUUCGAAACGCCAUUUUCCCGGUGGUAAAAACUCCAUUAAAUCUCGACCAACACUCGAUCAGUUGAGAAAGAACUUUGAAACGAAUGGUGACACGGAUAAUGAUUCGCAAAGUAAAACCGAAGAAUUUCCAAGUGAAGAUAUCGAAGUUGGAAAAAUAGACUGCAAAUCAACAAAACCAGCCACAAAAUUUGGAUGGAUAAAAGGCGUGCUCGUGCCAUGUUUGUUGAAUAUCUGGGGUGUUAUGCUCUUUCUUCGUUUAACCUGGGUAGUCGGCCAAGCAGGCGUAGCAUUUUCUACAGUUAUAAUUCUGCUUUCAGCUUUUGUCACGACAUUGACAUCCAUAUCUAUGUCAGCUAUUUGUACUAAUGGACAGAUCAAAGGAGGUGGUGCAUACUAUCUCAUCUCACGAAGUUUGGGACCUGAGUUUGGUGGUUCCAUUGGUUUAAUAUUUUCAUUAGCUAAUGCAGUUGCCGUGGCAAUGUAUGUUGUUGGUUUUGCUGAAACUGUCUCUUAUUUAAUGCAGGAAAAUGAUUCCCUCAUGAUUGAUUUGAUAAAUGACACCAGAAUCAUUGGUCUUGGAACAGUUGUACUACUACUUGGUCUUACAUUGAUUGGUCUUGGUUGGGUUCUUAAGGCUCAACUAGCUUUGCUUGUUUUACUUCUAAUUGCAAUGCUUAGCGUGGUAGUUGGAUUUUUUGCUGGUCCUCUCACCACUGAUAUCAAGUCUAAGGGUUUCGUUGGUCGUAGUUCGUCAUUGCUUCGUGAAAAUCUUUCUGGUUACACGAGCGGAGAAUUUCUUUUCGGUAUUUGCUGUGUUUUCCCAGCAGCCACCGGAAUCUUAGCGGGUGUAAAUAUUUCUGGAGAUUUGAGAGAUGCUCAAAAAGCCAUUCCUAAAGGAACAUUUCUUGCGAUUGGAAUUACCGGAAUUGCUUAUGUGCUUUUGGGAAUAUUGGCAGGGUCAUGUACUUUGCGGGAUGCGACAGGAUUUGUUAACGAUACGAUGACUUGCGCUAUUACUGAAUGCAAAUAUGGUUUGAAUAAUGACUAUCAGGUAAUGCAGAAAAUCUCCAUCUGGGCGCCAUUGGUAAUCGUUGGUAUUUUUGCAGCAACUUUAUCUUCUGCACUUGCAAGUUUAGUUGGAGCACCAAAAGUUUUUCAAGCUGUUUGUAAAGACGAGAUAUUUCCUUACAUCAAGUAUUUUGCGAAAGGUAGUGGACCUAACAACGAACCACGACGAGCAUAUAUUCUCGUCUUCUUUAUUGCAGCUGCAUUUAUCGCCAUUGCUGAACUCAAUGUUAUUGCGCCUAUCAUUUCAAACUUCUUCUUGAUGUCCUACGCCCUUAUCAACUACGCCGUGUUUGCAGCGUCACUUGGUCGAUCUCCCGGUUGGCGUCCAUCGUUUAAAUAUUAUAACAAAUGGGUUUCUUUGUUUGGAGCCCUUUUAUGUAUAGGCAUUAUGUUCCUCAUUCAAUGGUGGGCUGCUCUCAUAACAAUUGUCAUUAUUGGGGCUUUAUAUAAAUACGUAUCGUAUUCAAAACCACAGGUAAAUUGGGGCUCCUCUACUCAGGCAGUUACCUACAGAACGAUAUUGGCAAUGAGCUAUCAAUUUAAUGCUGUAGCUGAUCACGUGAAAAACUUUCGCCCUCAGUGCCUCGUCCUCAUGGAUUCCUUAGAUGAUCAAAGUGAUAUGUUAUAUUUGGUGUCCCAUUUCACUAAGAACAUAGGCUUGAUGAUUUGUGGUCAAGUUAAAGAUGAAAGCACCAUUAGUAAACAUCAUAUUGAUUAUGAGAAUGUUAAUGCUUGGCUCACACAUAAUAAGAUCAAAUCAUUUCAUACUAUUGCUACAGCAUGCAACCUUCGUCAAGGUGUGAAAUGUCUUAUGGAGUGCACAGGCCUUGGGAAAAUGAGACCCAACACUUUGUUUUUGGGCUACAAGACAAAUUGGCGAGAAUCAAUUGUUGAGGAAACGUCAAAUGAUGCAAAAUCACAAUGGAAGAAACAAAACAACAAAAAAUUAUGUGAAUAUUAUCCAAGACGCUUUUGAUCAUAAUUUCGGUGUAGCCAUUCUUCGUACAAACUUCGAUA